Molecule: messenger RNA, 1116 nt
Organism: Miscanthus lutarioriparius
Lineage: Eukaryota; Viridiplantae; Streptophyta; Magnoliopsida; Poales; Poaceae
Source: the annotation of a GenBank genome assembly
AUGUCGUGGUUCGGGCACCACCACCACAACCAGCCGGCUCCCCCGGCGUCGGGGCCGAACCAGGUGUUCAAGAUCUUCUGCCGAGCCAACGAGAACUACUGCCUGGCCGUCCGCAACGGCGCCGUGGUGCUGGCCCCGACCAACCCCAAGGACGAGCACCAGCACUGGUACAAGGACAUGCGCUUCAGCACCCGGGUGAAGGACGAGGAAGGCAUGCCGGCGUUCGCGCUCGUCAACAAGGCCACGGGGCUCGCCAUCAAGCACUCCCUCGGCCAGUCCCACCCGGUGAAGCUCGCGCCUUUCAACCCUGACCAGGAGGACGCGUCGGUGCUGUGGACGGAGAGCAAGGACGUGGGCAAGGGCUUCCGCUGCAUCCGCAUGGUGAACAACACCCGCCUCAACUUCGACGCCUUCCACGGCGACAAGGACCACGGCGGCGUGCACGACGGCACCGGCGUCGUCCUCUGGGAGUGGUGCAAGGGCGAGAACCAGAGCUGGAAGAUCCUGCCGUGGGGCCCCGAGGCGAACGCCGCGGCGGGGACCCACGCCGCCAACGGCGGCGUGCACCCCGUGCGCGUCUUCUGCAAGGCCGGCGGCGAGGACUACAGCCUGACGGUGCGCAACGGGACGGCGUGCCUGGCGCCCACCAACCCGCGGGACGAGUACCAGCACUGGGUCAAGGACAUGCGGCACAGCACCCGGGUGCGGGACGAGGAAGGGUACCCGGCCUUCGCGCUGGUCAACAAGGUCACCGGCGAGGCGCUCAAGCACUCCACGGGGCAGGGCCACCCCGUGAAGCUGGUGCCCUACAACCCGGAGUACCAGGACGAGUCGGUGCUCUGGACCGAGAGCCGCGACGUCGGCAAUGGAUUCCGCUGCGUCCGCAUGGUCAACAACAUCUACCUCAACUUCGACGCCUUCCACGGCGACAAGGCACACGGCGGCGUCCACGACGGCACCGAGAUCGUGCUCUGGAAGUGGUGCGAGGGCGACAACCAGCGCUGGAAGAUCCUCCCAUGGUGUAAGUGUACAUGUCUUCCUCUUCCACCGUCUGUACCUAAUAACUGUGUGGUACAACUACAACCACCAUUGAUGGCUUGCCCUUACAUCCUUUGA